Messenger RNA from Clonostachys solani, 2436 nucleotides. NCBI's taxonomy places the organism in Eukaryota, Fungi, Ascomycota, Sordariomycetes, Hypocreales, Bionectriaceae. The record is from the annotation of a GenBank genome assembly.
AUGGUGGCUUUUACACCUGGGCCUGCCGCCCGUUUCUUGUGUGGUCUCCCACUGGCUUCAUCUCUGAUUUCACAGGUCCCACUGGCAGCAAACCCUGCGGUAUUCGAUGGCAACAUCACGAGCGACUCCUACUUCUACGGACAGUCCCCGCCCGUUUACCCGUCACCCCAAGGCACAGGACACGGACCGUGGGCUAGCGCAUACACCAAGGCGAGGGCACUGGUUGCCCGAAUGACACCAGACGAAAAGGUCACCCUGACCGCCGGCAGCAGAGCAGAGACGGGGUGCAUGGGAAACAUCGCUGCCGUCCCCCGCGUCGGCUUCCCCGGAUUCUGCCUGUCUGAUGCUGGGAAUGGAUUGCGAGACACGGAUUACGUCAAUGGCUGGUCGAGCGGGAUCCACGUCGGUGCAAGGCGAAGUAGCUGGAACAAGGAGCUUGCCCGAGACCGAGGUCGCUGGAUGGCUGAAGAGUAUCGGGCUAAGGGGGUACAUGUUCUGCUGGGUCCAAUGGUCGGCGCCAUGGGACGAGUCGUCGAGGGUGGCCGCAACUGGGAGGGAGUUUCACCUGACCCCUAUCAUGCCGGAGCGUUAGGGGCAGAGUCUGUCGUGGGCAUCCAGUCAACGGGCGUGGCAGCCUGCAUCAAGCAUUUUGUUGGAAACGAGCAGGAGCUCCACCGCAACCCAAUCAUCGACGAACAAGGACACUACGUCGAGUCUCUCUCCUCCAACAUUGAUGACAAGACAUUGCACGAGCAUUACAUGUGGCCUUUCCAGGACGCUGUGCGAGCUGGAACCGUCUCUGUCAUGUGCUCGUACAACCGGCUGAACAAUUCUUACGCCUGCCAGAACAGCAAGCUGCUCAACGGUCACCUCAAGGGAGAGAUGGGCUUCCAAGGCUAUGUUAUGACAGAUUGGUUCGCUCAGCAUGGUGGCAUCGCCUCUGCUAAUGCUGGAUUGGACAUGGUCCUGCCAAUCUCUCACUUCUGGGGAUCCAACCUCACCGAUGCCAUUGCCAACGGUACCAUGAGCGCCGCCCGCCUAGAUGACAUGGCAACACGAAUCCUUGCUUCCUGGUAUUUCCUCGGACAGGAUACCUCGUUCCCCCCGACUGGUAUCGGUAUGCCCUACGACGUGAAUGCACCGCACCAGCGCAUCGAUGCUAAGAAUCCCGCGGCGCGGGAGACUCUUUUGAAGAGCGCCAUCGAGGGCCAGGUUCUGGUCAAGAAUGACAAGAAUAGUCUGCCUUUGAAGUCGCCUAGGAUGGUGUCCAUCUUCGGCUACGAUGCCAAAGGGCCUGACAAGAUUGUCUUCAAUACUGGCCUCGUAGAUCUCAAUCAUUCUAUAUCGGCUGACCUUGGAGUCCUUCCAUUGAUCCAGCAAAACCACACUUUAUCUGUUGGUGGAGGGUCUGGAGACAACUCUCCAGCCUAUGUCGACGCCCCUAUCAAUGCGCUUCAGCGGAAGGCGCAAGAUGAUGGUAGCUCCCUGUUGUGGGAUCUCGAAUCCCAGGAUCCAGCCGUCAACCCAACGAGCGAUGUCUGCCUGGUAUUCGUCAAUGCUUUUGCCUCCGAGGCAUAUGACCGGCAGGGACUCACCGAUGCCUACAGCGAUACACUAGUAACCAAUGUGGCCUCAAAGUGCAACAAUACCAUCGUCGUUGUUCACAAUGCCGGCAUCAGGCUGGUUGACAACUGGGUCGAUCACCCGAACAUUACAGGCCUGGUAUUCGCACACUUGCCUGGCCAGGACACUGGCCGUGCCAUCGUGGACUUGCUAUAUGGCAAGAUAAACCCGUCCGGACGCCUGCCUUAUACGGUUGCCCGCCAGGCAGAGGACUAUGGUCACCUGUUGCAUGUCUCAAGGCGUGAGGGCAAGUUUUGGCGCUUCCCGCAGUCGGACUUUACCGAGGGCAGCCUGACAGACUACCGCGCCUUUGAUGCGCAGGGCAUCGAGCCCCGGUACGAGUUCGGCUUUGGGCUCUCCUACACCACGUUUGACUACUCAAGGCUGCUUGUGACCCAGCAUGAUGACUCGCCGGAAGCGUUCCCCCCCGCGGCUCAGGUCGAGCAGGGGGGUAAUCCACACCUUUGGGAUGAGGUCGCGACAGUCUCCGUCGUGGUGGCUAAUACGGGCACUGUUGACGGCAGCGAGGUCGCCCAGCUCUAUGUUGGCAUCCCUGGCGGUCCGGUCCGACAGCUGAGAGGGUUCGAAAAGGUGUACAUACCAGCGGGCGAGGAAAUCCAGGUGGCCUUUACGCUCACUCGACGCGAUCUGAGCGUGUGGGAUGUGGCGAGCCAACAAUGGCUUCUGCAGCGUGGCGGCUACAGAAUCUAUGUGGGCAGGUCGAGCCGUGAUCUCCCGUUGCAGGGGACUCUGCGCAUUGGGUAUAUCCAUCGUGCCAGUGCAUGCGAUGGAAGCUGUGUGUUGCAGAGGUGA